CUUGAGCUUGAAUCAAGGUCACGAGAGAUUAUAUAAUAUAUAUAUAUAUAUAUAUAUAUAUAUAUAUAUAUAUAUAUAUAUAUAUAUAUAAAAAGAACGUGAGAUAAUUAAUGAAAGAUAAGGUUGAAUAAAAUUUGUGAGUUUAUUAAUAAGUGAAGUUCAGAGUUGAACACAAAUUUCAGUGCCAAACUCUAAUCCACUUCUAUUAGUAACAAGGUAAAUCACUUGUGUUCCGCUCCGAGAGUCCCGAGUGAUUUAAAAUUCCAUUCUUGUCACGGGAAAGAAUAGAGUAAUAGUUGGAUCCUUUUCUUUUUCCCCUCCAUAAAAAAGUAAUUCCCAACUCAAUCCGAUCAGAGCUCCACUUCCGUUGUUGUCUUCGCCGCUCGUUCUCAAAUCCAAUCUCCAAACCCUAACUUACAUCUUUGAGUACCCAUCGCUGUUCUAAGCAGUCCGAGUGGUUCAAUCGUUGACGCAGUCUCCCAAACCCUGAUUUGGGGAUUUCGCGCGCUUCCGACCGUUCCAUCGACCAAGAUUCAUUCAAUUGCUUGCCCUAUUUUUCGCGUUUGAACCAGCGAUGAAAGAAGCCAAAUCAGUUAAAUUGAGUAGUCAGCAAGCCCAGGCGCAGCAGCAGCUGCUCGAGCAGCCAUUGCAGCAACAGCAACAUCAAAACGGUCAUUUGUCUCCUUUCAAGUUCGCCAAGUUGUUGGAUCCCGAGGCUUCUUGGGACAAGGAUCAAUUAGGAGAUGUGCUGCACUGGAUUCGACAGGUGGUGGCACUGUUGUGCGGAUUGGUGUGGGGUGCCGUACCUGUUGUAGGCGGUCUGUGGAUUGGCAUUUUUCUUUUGAUAUCCUCUGGAAUCAUAUAUGGAUACUACGCACUGAUAUUAAAAGUAGAUGAAGAAGACUACGGCGGGCAUGGAGCACUCCUCCAAGAGGGUCUCUUUGCUUCAAUUACAGUAUUCCUGCUCUCUUGGACUCUAGUUUACAGUCUGGCUCACUUCUGAUUCUGGGAGUGCCGGAGCAGUGUGGCUGCGUUUCGUCUAAGGAGUGUAGUGUUUCUUUCAGAUGCUUGUGCAAGGGUUCGUCUGCCGUUUGUGGCCUGGAAACAACCGAGAAAUCUUUUCAGAAGCCCAUGUCAUCUGUUAAUUGCUUUUGUGAAAACGUUUUUGAUUUAACUGGGGCAUGGUGUAAUGCUGGCCUUGUUUGUUCAGGAGUGAUGUUAUAACGGAUCGCUGCUUCUUAAAUGUCCCACUAGCUACACAAAGAUGUAGCAACAGUUCUGUUUGUUGGGUGCAUACAAUAAUCUUUCAGGUUUAGG
Molecule: messenger RNA, 1317 nt
Organism: Linum trigynum
Lineage: Eukaryota; Viridiplantae; Streptophyta; Magnoliopsida; Malpighiales; Linaceae
Source: the annotation of a GenBank genome assembly